Messenger RNA from Equus caballus (horse), 3709 nucleotides. It is a transcript of the gene CCDC142, whose product is annotated as coiled-coil domain containing 142. Lineage: Eukaryota; Metazoa; Chordata; Mammalia; Perissodactyla; Equidae. The record is from RefSeq and is a predicted model, not a curated record.
GGGAAUCGUUAGGUUCGUUCGGGACACGCAGCCCAUGGCCCGGGCGUCUCGCUCUGGUGGCCUUCUGCCUCCGCUUGCUACCGUGCCGCCGUUGUGGGCGCACCCCGAGGUCGCUGGGGAGGAGCAGUGGGAGAGAAGGCGGACAGGCGCUCUCGGCGGGGACGUUCGGGGCUACCCGGAGUUGCCGGUUGCCGGGAGCAUCCCCUACCUGGCCCCGCGGCCCGGCGGAGCUCCGGGGGGCCAGCCGUGGUGGGCGGCGCAGGCGGACGCGGGAGAGCACCAUGAGGUUGGCGCCGCGGACUGGCGGCGGGAGCCGGUAGCGGGCUGCCGGAUUCCUCCUGCACUGCAGCGCCUCUGGGCCGUGUUGCUGCGGCUGCACCGCGAGCGGGAGCAGCUCCUCCAGGCCCGGGACUGCGCCCGCCACCUCCAGGCCGCCGUGCGCCUCCUGAGGAUCCUGAGUCCCGGCGCGCCAUCCCCCGGCCCCGGCCCCUUGCCUCAGCUGUGCCGCGACCUGCUGCCGCACCCUUCCAGAGGGGCCAACCUGCGAACCGGCCUUCGGGAGACUCCCGAGCAGCUACUGCUGGCGCGCCUGGUCGGAUUAGCUGCCCAACGCCUAGAUGCUGCCAUCGAGAUGGAGCUUCGCGCUCUGGGCCGGGCGCCCGCCAGCCCGGGCCUGUCGUCCCAACUCGCCGACCUGCUGCUGGCGCUUCCCGCCUACCACCAGCUACAGGGAAAAGCCGUGAGCUACUUCCCAGGGGCAGCGCGCCCUUUCCCCACGGCCCGUGUGCUCCGCCUCCUGACGGAGGAGCGGGGUUGCCUGGUAGCAGGUCAGCUGCACGAGGCGCUCAGGGGAUCGGGCUUGCGGGACCAGCUUCAAAGCCGGUGCCAUGAGGAGCGAGAGCUGCUGCCAGGGCUCCUGGGCCUGAUGGGGGGCGUGGCGGGUUCAGCCAGCAGUGGACUGGGGCUUGAAGGGGCUGGAGCCCUGUGGAGCCAAUACUGGACCCUGCUGUGGGCAGCCUGUGCUCAGAGUCUGGACCUAAGUCUAGGACCCUGGAGGGACCCCAGGGCAGCGGCACGACAGCUGAGUCAGGCACUGGGUCAGGCAUCCCUGCCUCAGGAGUGUGAGAAGGAGCUGGCUUCUUUGUGUGACAACCUAUUUCAUCAGUCUGUUAUCUGGAGCUGGGACCAAGGCUUCUGCCAGGCUUUGGGAUCUGCUGGUGGAGGUCAGAGCAGCCUUCCUGCAUCUUCUCACACCACUGAGCUUUUGCAACAGCUCUUCCCUCCUCUCCUGGAUGCUCUUCAAGAACCCAAGUCAGGGCUGCUCCUCUGUCAGCCUCCAGGUCCUGCACCCCUUGCCCUAGGGCUCUGUACCCUGCAGACCACCUUGCUCUGGUUUUGGGGAAGAGCUCAACAGUAUCUGGCAGCAUGGGCCCCAGGUUCCUUCCUGCUCCUGAUCCAGAAGGACUUACCUCCUCUAUUGCGUGAGGCAGAAGCUCUGUCUACCCUGGCCUCAGAGGAAAGCUUGGCCCUGGAGGUGGAGCAGCAGCUGGGCCUAGAGAUCCGGAAGCUGGCUGCGCAGAUUCAGCUUCUGCCUGAAGAGUCGCUAAGUCUCUUUUCCCAAGAAUGUCAUAAACAAGCCACACAGAGCUUUGAACUCUACAUGCCACGGGGUCGGUACUGGCGGCAUCGUCUCUGUCCUGGUAACUCCUCAUCCCAGUAUUCGUUUCCAGGGUUUCCAGGGGGUAACCGUUCCCAACCCCUCCAAAUCCUGGCUCCACUCCUGUCUCCACCCUUGUUCUCACCUUCUGUGCACCCCCCAAUCUUACUCUCUUCCCCCAAACACCCCAUUAGGGACUCAGUGGAUCUCCAUAGUCUCAUAUUCUGUCCUUUCUCUUCUCUCACUCCAGAACUACCCAGCAUUCCUAGUGAGUAUGCUAGGUUGGUGGUCCGUACUGUACUGGAGCCUGUGUUGCAAGGAUUGCAAGGAUUGCCACCUCAAGCCCAGGCCCCUGCCCUCGGCCAGGCGCUGACUGCCAUCUUGGGUGCCUGGCUUGACCAUAUCCUCACCCAUAAGAUCCGGUUCAGCCUGCAGGGGGCGCUGCAGCUCAGACAAGACUUUGGAGUGGUCCGGAAGUUGCUGGAGGAGGAGCAGUGGGGCCUGUCCCCUGAACUUCGCCAGACCCUGCUCAUGCUCAGCAUCUUCCAGCAGCUGGAUGGGGCCCUGCUGUGCCUACUGCAGCAGCCCCUGCCCAAGACUCGAGUCCACAGGUUUUGCUGUGCAUGUAAUGAGGUCCAGACCACGGAAUUGCCCAGCGGCAGCCUCAAUAGCCUGGAGAGCUUGGAGCCCCCUCUUCGGCCUGAAGGACCCCCAACCCAGACAGCUCAGCGGCUAAGCACACUGUGGGGAGGGGGACCCAGCCCUGAGGCUUACCUGGUGGGAAAUCAGCAGGCCUGGCUUGCCCUGAGGCAAAACCAGGGCCGGCGUUGGCACUUGCCUUUUCUUUCCUGCCUGGGGACCAGUUCUGAAUCCUAAGGAGCCUGAUCUGAAACCUGCAAGUCAGAGCUCCUCACCUCUGGCUGGAAAAGCUCAGACAUUUAGAAAUGCAUAUUUUAAAAGCCUACAAUUGGGAGCUUGGAAGAAAGCAUACCUGAGAACCACAAGCUCCAGAGAGCCUGGACUUACAAGCUAAGGAUCCAAGAUUACUCCAGUGCCUGGGAGCCAGAGUAAAGGGCAAAACCACAGCUUGGAACCUGGAGGUCAGCAUCCUUGGGAGGCUCAGGCCUGGUUCCCCACCAGUGAAGGCAUAGAUGCUGGAAGGAGGGCUAGACGCUGGGGGGAAGACUAUAGGGUUGGAUCCCAGGGGAAAGGGGAAAAGAAAAAGCAAUAGAAAGCAGAGAGCCUAGAUGCCACUUCCUCUGAAGUCCCAGGAGCCAGGCUAAACACAAAGUUAACUCAUCAAGAACCACAGAGGUGGAAUAGGCAUUUCUACACCUCGAUCGGUCCCAAGAGCUGUAUUACCCUGUACUCCUUUCCCCAUUACUAUUUCCAGUCAUUUAAGAAUAAUGGGCUGUAGGACCUUCACAUGUAAGCUUUGGUUAUUCAGUCCACCAUUUUUAAUCUUCAGUUACCUGAGCGGGGUUUACCCCCGGUAGGUGUAUAAUCCCUGCCGUGGUAGUGCCCUCUCCUUGCAAGAGACCAGCACUUAGGAUGGCCUUAACCUAGACCUGGCACAGCAGGAUACGCAAGGGGAAAGGCUGCAGCUGACGGCCGUGUUAUCGGAGCCAAGUGCAAACGGCUUUUGCACUAUGUAUUCGUUGUCUUCACUAUCUUCACAAGAUAGGCAGUAUUUACUGACCGCUUACUCUGGGCCCCUCCAUGCCCUGUGCUGAAACCACCUCUCUCCUUCCUGACCUUCCUCUUCCUGUGGGGCUGGGGAGCCGGGCCGGCGGUUUGGGGGCCAGCGCGCCCGACGGCGGACGGCAGGCGGCAGGGGCCGGGUCCGCGGCAGCGCGGCCAUUCACAGCUUCUCGUCCAGCUAACACUUCCGCCUGCGCGAGUCCUUCCGGGGCAGAAGUCACUAUGGCGGCGGGCUUGGCUCGGCUCGGGCUGCGGUCUGUCAAGCAGGUUCGGGUUCAAUUCUGCCCCUUCGAGAAGGACGUGGAGUCGACGAGGACCUUCCUCCAGGCGGUGAGCAGCGAGAAGGUGCGC